Molecule: messenger RNA, 348 nt
Organism: Sphenostylis stenocarpa
Lineage: Eukaryota; Viridiplantae; Streptophyta; Magnoliopsida; Fabales; Fabaceae
Source: the annotation of a GenBank genome assembly
AUGCUAGCAAUCAAACAAAAGGAGAGGCAUUCGACCAUCCCCUUUUCAGUCAAUAGUGGUGCGACAAAGCGAGACUGGGAUGAUUCACGGUGGUCGGCGUGGGGCGAGUCGUGGCCAGGGCUCCGUGGUGGUGUGCGCUACUUCAUUGAGGGUGACCGUGAGGGGAGAAACGGGUUUGGUUGGGGUGUCACGGUGGUGGCUAGGGAGAGGUGGCGAAACCGCAGCAACUCAAGGCGCUGGCCAUGUCGCGACCAGUUUGAUGGUGUAGGGUUAGUGGCGGUGAGGGGUCAGGCACGGUGGCUCGGUGGUGGUGCGACCAUAGUGGCCCCGAGCAGCGGUUCACAGUGA